This is a messenger RNA of Acanthamoeba castellanii str. Neff, 1155 nucleotides long. Its product is annotated as minor histocompatibility antigen 13 isoform 1 isoform 11, putative. Lineage: Eukaryota; Discosea; Longamoebia; Acanthamoebidae. Gene Ontology annotation, cellular component: membrane; cytoplasmic side of endoplasmic reticulum membrane; lumenal side of endoplasmic reticulum membrane. Gene Ontology annotation, molecular function: aspartic endopeptidase activity, intramembrane cleaving. Gene Ontology annotation, biological process: membrane protein proteolysis. The transcript has 5 exons. Bases 1 to 1155 code for a protein of 384 amino acids. The record is from RefSeq and is a predicted model, not a curated record.
AUGAUCGAGUUUGGGAUUCUGGUGGCGUAUGUCGCCAUCAUAGUUAUGGCCAUGGUGCCGAUUUGGAUCGGUUCGCACCAGUCUCUUGAGCAGAAAAUGGUGGAGACGAUGAAGGCCAAGGACGCCUACAUGUUUCCCGUCGUGGGCAGCUGCGUGCUGUUCGGGCUCUACCUCUUGUUCAAGCUCUUCUCCAAGGAGUACAUCAACAUGCUCCUGACACUCUACUUCCUCGUGUUCGGCGUCAUGGCCGUCGGUGCCACCCUGCGGCCAUUCAUCGCCCCCUUCUUCUCCAAGUCGCUGCAAGAUGAGAAGCCCAAGACCUUCAGCCUCUUCUCGGUCGCCUUCGAGUGGACCGUGAUCGACAUCUUCGCCCUCGUGCUCGCCACCGGCAUCGGCGCCUGGUACGUUCUCACCAAGCACUGGAUCGCCAACAACAUCCUCGGGCUGGCCUUCUCCAUCCAGGGCAUUGCCCUUCUCUCCCUCGGCAGCUUCCAAACCGGCUGCAUUCUGCUCUCCGGUCUCUUCGUGUACGACAUCUUCUGGGUGUUCGGCACCGACGUGAUGGUGACCGUGGCCAAGUCCUUCGACGCGCCCGUCAAGCUCCUGUGGCCCAAGGACGUCUUUGCCGAGCAGCUCCACUUCAGUAUGCUCGGUCUGGGCGACAUCGUCAUUCCUGGCAUCUUCAUCGCUCUCAUGCUGAGGUUCGACGUGGUCCGCGCGAGGAAGCAGAAGGCGAAGAAGAACUUCCCCAAGCCCUACUUCAAUUUCACCUACGUCGGCUACUUCCUGGGCAUGGCCACCACCAUCGGCGUCAUGCACGUGUUCAAGGCCGCUCAGCCUGCCCUGCUCUACUUGGUGCCGUACUGCAUUGGCUCGUCGGUGCUCGCGGCCCUACUCCUCGGUGAGGUGAAGGAGCUCAUCUUCUUCUCCGAGGAGAAGUCGGAAGAGAAGAAGCAGAAGAAGACGGACUCGAACCCCGAGAAGAAGGCCAAGAAGGCCAAGAAGCAGCAGCCUAAGGAGGCCAACGCCCCCAAGAAGCAGCAGCCCAAGGAGGCCAACGGUGCCCAGAAGCCCAAGGCGAACGGCGAGAAGAAGAACAAGAAGGAGGCCAACAAGGCGCAGCCCAAGAGCAAGCAAACCACCAAGGCCAAGUAG